This is a messenger RNA of Caenorhabditis sp. 36 PRJEB53466, 2296 nucleotides long. Lineage: Eukaryota; Metazoa; Nematoda; Chromadorea; Rhabditida; Rhabditidae. The record is from the annotation of a GenBank genome assembly.
AUGAAUCCUGAUAGCUUCUGUACGGAGUAAGUUUCUCUUUUCUUCUACUGACUGGAGAUUUUGGAUUUUACAGUUAUUCUAACACUUCCAAACAGGACCAAGAGCCUUCCGGACGACGAUUGUCAACUGUAAGCGUGCCAAAUAACUGAACUAAACAGAAAUAUUCUUCCAGAGCUGGGACAACGAGAACAAAAUAAGUGCGUUGGCUGUGCCCCAUGUUGAGCAACGAAGAAACUCUAAUACGGUCUCUAAAACCAGUCGGAUCAAAUCCAGAAACAAAUGAUCUAACAAUUCAGCUCGCCCAACUUCUCGAAUACCGUCAACUGUCUCUCACCGAUGAUGUUUCUCUUGAUUUGGAGGUGUUUGCAAAAGGCUGCAAUGGGAAACAAACCAUCUUUUUUCAGAGUUCCCAUUCGUCUCGACCGGCUUCUCGACGUGGAUCGAUUGUGCUACGGAGAGCGUCUGUGGGCUCAAGAAGGCAAUCUGUCGUGGAAAUGCUCGUGGAUAGUGGACUUCCGAAAACUAACAAUGAUUGUGUGAUGGUAACUUUCAGCUCACAGUUGUCCGUAUUUGAAAAUGAUGAUCUAAGGUUCAACAAACUCUCGGAACUUCUACUACUCUUUUCUUUCAAAAGAACCCAUUAGUUGAUAAUUUGGAUCUACGUCCAUCUGCCGCCGAGAGAGGAAUCUUCAAUGUAACUUGUAAGCUCUUUGAAUCAAAAACCUUGAUUUUUGUAGUUUGACGAUUCAAUCAAGGAAGUCCCUCCAAUGAAGUACUUCGGGACUCCCCGUCCAUCGAUCCAACUGCCCCAGUCCCCGAGACCAUCUACUUUUGCUCAUCCAAUUCAAUCGAUCGAUGAGUCUGAAGACGAAGGAAACCAAACUCCAACUCUCAAGAACCUGACGAUCCGUCCAUCCCUCGAAGAACGAGGACUCCCGGCGGUAACCUCUCAGUUUCAUCUGUUAUGGCUUUCUUCCUUUGUGUUUUUUCAAUGCACUUAACUUUUGCGUCCCCAUAGUUAGUUUCCUUAUGGUUCUUUCCUCAUAUACAGGUCAAGUUCGCACCAGUGGUCCCGGUAGCAAGUGGCAGAGUGCAAACCCGCGGUCGGACUCUCCACAAGGUAAUGGAGUCUCUCAGGAUCGAUAGAGAGAGAGAGAGAGGGAAACACUCUUGCAUUUUUUGCAAGUGUGAGAACGUUUCAUUUCGACUUUGCAUAUUUUAGCAACCUCGCGCCGAUCCUAGCUUCGACUUGGAACUCGAUGUACGUUUUCUUCUUCUUCUUCUUUCUUCUCUUCUUUGUUGCUUUGUUUUCUAAAACAUACACUUUUGCAGACAAUAAUCGCGUCGCGACGGAAGAUUGUUGACGAAGAAGAAACAAAACGGGAAAGGGAAAAUCAAAUUCGCCCGAGAAUUCAACGUGAGAACGAGAGAAACAGAAUUAGUGAUUCAUUUUCGUGUUCCAGAAGAAAACCGUUCUCAGUCUCGCCCUCACCACUACGACGGACACUUGCCACACCAAUUCGGAACUUUCAACGUCAUGGAGGUGUUGUACCGUCUGAAUUAUCAUAUUUCAAUCAGAACUUAUCAGGAACUUCGCAAUCAAAUGGAAAGCGGCGAAGUGGAUCGCAUAGUAAAGGAGAAGAAGACGACCACGGUGACCGAGACCCGCGAGAUUGUUUAUUUCACGCAUCGCUUGCCUUCUUCUAUCGCUAUCUCGACCAGAGUACCAGCUUUUGCUUUCUUCCUUUGCUUCUUCCGGGGAAAUCCAUUCACUCACCUAGUUUUUUCCAUUUACAGCUUUCUCCGACCGGAGUUCCUGUGCACAAUGUGAAUCGAAAUUCGAUCACCGUUGAGGGAUCGCUGUGAGAAAAUGGGGAAACAAUUAGCAGAAUCUUAGUUUCUCAAUUUCAGACCACCACUUCUUGAUAGACCGUAUGUUCGUGCUCAGGAGGGGUAGCUUUAAUGGAAAAUGAAGGACAAAAAACUAAUUCGAACUAUUUAGAAAACAAGGAUUGACCCCUGACGGCAAGUCUCCUAGCAAAACCGUCACCAUUCGUGUCCCAGAAGACCAUCAAAAUCAUCCAGUAAUAAUAAAUGAAUGAUGCACAGAAUCAAAAUUACUUUUUCCAGAGAGGACACAUGCUCCAUAGAUCCGCGACGCCGUCGCCACACAACGUUAGGUUUUGAUCCAUUGACGUAGUGCUUGUCGAUUUUGUUCUGGAUGUUUGAAACAUUACGCAGAUAUGUAUUAUUGCAGACUGCUGACAAGCGCCGAGAAGGCAGUACUUCGCCAUAA